UUUUUAAAACGCUCUUCACAAAGUGCUUUACAGGCAAAGCCGAGAAGAAUGUUUUCACUAGCUCGACCACAAAAGUGGACCGCUAGAUCCUAAUUGAGCAAGAACUAAGGGAAUGCUUGGAGGAUAUUAGAUAAAAGGGAGCCUGUAAAAGUGAGUUUUGAGCAGAGGUUUAAAGUUGGAGUGAACAUGUGUUUGGGAUCUCCUCUGACAGAGUGUUCCAGUGUGAAGGAGCCCAGACAGAAGAGGCUCACUCUCCUCUAGAUUGAAGUCUCAACCAGCAGAGACCCAGCUGAGGAUCUGAGGGUUCUGGCUUGUAGAGGGUCAGCAACUCUACAGUGCAUUCAGGGGCCUGGCCAAGACCUGCUUUAAAAGGAGGAAGGACAACGACUCCAUACUGACACCUAGUGGAGCUCAGGCAGUACUGAGCAACAGUGAAAAUACUUUCUACAGAUUUUUUCAAGUUAUUGAACCACAAAUAAGGGGCACAAUCCUAUGGAUUUAUUGAAGAGUUAACGACAGACAAAGAAAUGGAUGUGAAUAUUACACACACCACAACGACCCCUGGUUUCAACGCCUCCUUGACAACCCAGCAAAGGAAAUCCAUCUCCCACAACUGGGAGUUCCUGGUGGCAGUUCUGGCCUCGGCCAUCUCCGUCUCCAUCCUCAUCACUCUGAUGGCUAAAUGUCACAUGUUCCGUCGCUACCUGGCGAGCUACAGACACACAAGGCUGAGGGAGGCAGACACCGUGAGCCAGUGUGAUCAGUCAGGUCUGGAGGUGGAGUUUUCCGUGAGCAGAGGACAAGUCAUCGACCCUCACCACACCCACGUUGGAGAGGAGGACGAUGACGGCUUUAUCGAGGACAACUACAUCCCGGCCAGUGAGAGGGCUCGGGCGGAGAGAGCGGCCGAAAAAAUGGAGGACUCUGAAGACACUGAGGAGGAGAUGGAAGAGAUUGAGUUCAGCAUCACUUAGAUGGACAUGAAUCUGAAUACCACCUGCACCACUCCAUUGUUCUGAUGCAAAAGUGAAGUAGAGUUCAUCCUAUUUUGUUGAAAUGAUUUCAUUCAUCUGACUGGCCUCAGUGUUCCUCAUGUCAACUGAAGAAAACGUCUUUAUGAUUGAAUGUCUGGACCUCUUUGCUUUUGCUGCUGCCUCCUUGACUUACCCUUUUACUGAACUGAAUCUUGAUCGUACUACUUGAUCGUAGUCCAAAACGAGUGCAGUUUGUGUUCUUUUUUUAUUUUCUUAACUUUAUACAUGUAGAAAUUAAGACUGGACUACUUGGAAUGUCUGAUUUAAAAAAUAAACCCAUAAUAAUAUGUAAAUUUAAAACAAAAAUGUGAAAUACAAGGUGAAAUGUGUCAUGG
Synchiropus splendidus (mandarinfish) is the source of this 1369-nucleotide messenger RNA. RefSeq names its product chromosome 1 C1orf210 homolog (gene c1h1orf210). The transcript has 4 exons. The record is from RefSeq and is a predicted model, not a curated record. Lineage: Eukaryota; Metazoa; Chordata; Actinopteri; Syngnathiformes; Callionymidae. Bases 528 to 974 code for a protein of 148 amino acids.